GACCAUCCAACCAUGGAUGGUUGAACCUGGAACCACCGCAAGCGUCAGAGCUCACGUCACGCCAGUAUAGCGUUGUAGCGUAGCGGUUGACUUCGUAUUUUAGUCCAGUCCAGUCUGAAGUCAGUGUCCGUCUCAUUCACAUGCAUUAGUGAUUGUUGUUGUGGUAGUAGUAGUAGUUGUAGUUCUCCAGGUGAAACGUAGUCAGUGAAGAGAAAGAACAAUCAUUACUAACAACUGGAGGAGUUAUCGACCAGAAGUUUGUCAAAGAUUACAGUGAAGUGAUAAGUGUUAUGUGAUAGGUGUCCGGUGUUGACCGUGUUUUAGAUUUGUUUCAGUAGGCUACCUGUCUCUGGUAAUUCGUAUGGGGAUUACUGCAUUCAAGCAGCCGGGGCUGGUGGUGGUGGUGUUGGUGCUGGCGCCAGUGUGCUGGGCGAGCCUGUGCCAGUUCGGCAGCGAGUACUGGUCGGAGGAGGCGGGCGCAUGCGUCAAGUGCAGCCGGUGCGAGCAGGCGCAUGCGCCGGUCGUGUUGCGCCCGUGUCAGGUGCACAGGGACACAGUGUGCGGCCCGCUCUCGGCACUGCCCAUCCACUGGCCAUGGCAGGCGCAUGCGCACACCAGGCAAUCGGUAACUCAUCACAGAGCUCGUUCGCACGCGCAUGAGCAUGACCACCCGUCCAAGAAGCAUCAUCACAGUCACCUGCCGCCUCUGCCUCACGACGACCACUGGCCCGUCGAGUCGCUGGCCGACGUCAACCAGUGGGAGCACUGGCUGCAGAAGCGGCUGCAGCAUAAGAAAGAGGACCUGCUCAAGAGUCUGCUGCGCGAGGAGAAACGCAACCACCUGGCGCACACCUUCGACGCCGAUGACGACGGCUUGCCGUCCAACGAGGAGGACGAGUCGACGACUACUCACCGUCAGCACAUCUCCGAACUGGACCUGCAAAUGUUCGAGCAGCUGGUGGCCGCGGAGAGGCGGCAGAGUGAGCCGAGCAUGCAGCGGGUGGGGGCGGCUGAGGAGCCGUUCUCUGCCGCCGAGACGCUGGUCUGGGAUUGGCAGGCGGUCGCCCUCGUGUCGGCUGUCGUCGCCUGUCUGCUCUUCUUCAGCCUCGCCGCUAUCUACUCGCUGCUUCAUGUCCGCCAGUGGAGGCGGCUCAAGGACGACCUACAUCUAGAUGUGGAAGACUUAGCAGUGAGAGUCAGCUUGAUGAACAACGGGGGACUAAAUAACUCCAAUACUGACGGAGGGAACACAAAUCACUACUUGGAACAAUUAUUAGCGGUUAAAAAAGAAGGAGAAAAUACGAGUAGGCCUACUGGUAAUGUAUACGUGGAGAAACAGCCCAAAGCUAGCUGAACAAACUGUACGACUGCAAAAUGUGACAAUUGUUCCUGAGUAGCAUAAGUAAAGAAUGGUUGAUGCUUCCUAAAAUUCAAUUAAGAGAAUUUUUUCAUUGUAUUUACAUUCAUAUCAAGAAAAGGAUUUUUAAUUUAAUCGAUUACACAUAUAGGGAAGAUGUGCUAACCGAGAACUACGUAAAUUCCCAUUCUUUAUCUAUUUUUGACGUUUUUAUUCUUGUGAUGAUUUUUGAAAUGGAUAUUCAUGAGGCAUAAAUAAGUCCAUGAGAUAUGAAUCAUAUGAAGCAUCACGUACAGCAUCUAAUCUAUCAAUAUCGAUUGGUUACAUUCUCAUGAAAGAAGCUUUAGAAAGAAAGAAAUGAAAAAAAUAAUCAAUGUGUAUUAUUAUUAUCAAUGCGAAUUAUUGAAAAACAAUCAUCUCACUAUCUAAAAUCGGUCUUGAACUAUAAUCAUGAUUUUAUAAUUAAACCCUGAUAUCAGAAGUUGGAAUAAUUCAACUUCAUGGCUUGAAAAUGAAUAAAUGUUGCAAUGCUACACUGUUAGUCAGUUUGGACCCCCAGCUUUCAUGGCUAGGGGUAUGAGUAGGAUAAAUUUCAUCCUUUUUAGACUAUUUAGUUACCUUCUUUGCUAUAUGAAUAUUUACAGUAACGUUUCGCAGCAGGCAAGUUAUAUUAAUCAAGUCAUAGAAAGCUUAAUGAAACAAAUCAUCGUUCACAAUAAUGAUUUGGAAAUAUGAUGAUUUUGACUAUGCUAAGUUUAGGUACCUGCUAUUUUAAAAUAUAAUUUAUUGAUAAUAUUGUCCAAAAGUACCUAAAAUCGAAAUUUUUCUGGAUGGAAUCGUGUGUAUUCUUAAUGCAAGUAAAUCUUGGAAGCCAUUGUUCCAUUUGUAUGAGAAAUGUACAGAUCACCUUUAUAAAAAUAUAUUUUCCAGCUUUCAGUAUUUCA
Nilaparvata lugens (brown planthopper) is the source of this 2301-nucleotide messenger RNA. RefSeq lists its product as uncharacterized. The transcript is spliced from 4 exons. NCBI's taxonomy places the organism in Eukaryota, Metazoa, Arthropoda, Insecta, Hemiptera, Delphacidae. Gene Ontology annotation, molecular function: protein binding. Bases 362 to 1354 code for a protein of 330 amino acids. The record is from RefSeq and is a predicted model, not a curated record.